Molecule: messenger RNA, 4478 nt
Organism: Neocloeon triangulifer
Lineage: Eukaryota; Metazoa; Arthropoda; Insecta; Ephemeroptera; Baetidae
Product: hemicentin-1
Exons: 14
Coding region: 180-2771 (863 amino acids)
Molecular function (GO): protein binding
Source: RefSeq, a predicted model, not a curated record
UGCUCGCGUCAAGAGGAGCUCCGCAUCCCGCGUGCCGCCGGCCGGUGGUGUUUCUCACACGAGUCGAGUAGUUUCCGCCGAUCGGACCAUGCCAGCAGAACUGCCCCCCGUGCUAAAGUUUUGAUUUUUUUUUUCAAAUUUGGAAGAAAAAAAUAGUACCGAGACAAACAGUGUGACACAUGGCGUUCGACACGCGUGUGCUCGUCGUGGUGCUUUUUUUGGUGACCAAGUUUUCGCGCGCCCAGCCGUCGAUGGACGAACUCAGCGAGGUCGACAAGCCAAUUCCAUCGACCAGCGUGGAAGGAGUGCUGGGAAGGAGAGGCACCCUUCCGUGCAACAUUGAGCCUUCAGAGCGAUCCGACAGCGUCUACAUGGUGCUCUGGUUCAAAGAGGCUGACGGCGAGCCAUUGUACAGCUACGACUUGCGAGGGAGGAAGGUUGGAAACGCAAAGCUGUGGUCGUCGCCGAACGUGUUUGGGCCGCGAGCACGUUUUCAGACCGAGACCACUCCUGCCGUGCUGCAAGUGGAAGGUCUCCUGGUCGAGGACGAAGGCGUCUACAGAUGCAGAGUCGAUUUCAGGAAUUCGCCUACGAGGAACGUCAAAAUCAACCUCACAGUCAUCGUGCCUCCCGAGAGACCAGUGAUAUUCGAUGCGAAAAGACGUGACCGGACCAAGAUCCUGGAACCGUACAACGAGGGCAGCGACGUCCACCUUAUUUGCGAAGUGUCUGGCGGUCGGCCAAAGCCAGAAUUAAAGUGGUUUCUUGAAAACACGCUCAUCGAUGAUUCUUACGAGUACAAGCCAGGAGACGUCACCGUCAACAGGCUCGUCUUUCCAAACAUCGGCCGCCAGCAUCUCAAUUCAAGACUGAUUUGCCUCGCCAGCAACACAAAUUUGAAUGAACCGGCAAUGAAGGCGGUCGUGCUUGACAUCAAUUUGAAACCAAUUGCAGUCAAUAUUGUGACCAAAGAAAAGCACGUUUCUGCUGACAAAAGGUACGAGGUGGAGUGCAAAGCGUCAGGGUCGCGACCUGAGGCCGUCAUUACUUGGUGGAAGGGGAGCAGGCAGAUCAAGCGUAUCACCAAAAAUUUCGCUGAAGACGGCAACCACACCAUUAGCAUCCUGACGUUCGUCCCCGGUAUCGAUGACGACGGCAAAUACCUGACGUGCCGCGCUGAAAAUCCCUCGAUCCCCGAGUCCGCCCUCGAAGACAAGUGGAGACUUGACGUGCACUAUGCACCGUUGAUCACGCUGAAAAUGGGCAGCACGCUGAACGCGGACGACAUCAAGGAGGGCGACGACGUCUACUUCGAGUGCCACAUCAAGGCCAACCCGAAGAUCUACAAGAAGACCUGGUUCCAUAACAAUCGUGAGAUUGUGCAGAACGUGAGCGCUGGCGUGAUUAUCAGCGACAACAGCCUCGUCCUGCAAGGGGUCACGCGCUUCAACGCAGGCUACUACACGUGCAUGGCCACCAAUGCAGAGGGCAAAGGCAACAGUAAUCCCGUGGAGCUGCGGAUAAUGUACGUGCCAACGUGCCGGGACGAGCGCGAGGAGCUGCUGGGCGCCCUGAAGCACGAGACGGUGGUGGUGCGGUGCGAGGUGGACGCAAACCCGCCCAUCGUCUCCUUCACGUGGACGUUCAACAACUCGGGCGACGUGGCCGAGGUGCCGCACUCCAAGGUGACCAGCGACGCCACCACCAGCCGCCUCAACUACACGCCCGUCGCCGACAUGGACUACGGCACCCUGGCGUGCUGGGGCGCCAACGCCGUCGGACGCCAACGCAACCCCUGCAUCUUCCAAGUCGUCGCCGCAGGUCGACCCUUUCCGUUGACCAACUGCAGCAUCACGAACCAGACGGUGGACAGCCUGACCGUGGACUGCGUCGAGGGUUUCGACGGCGGUCUUCCGCAGUACUUCCUGGUGGAGGUGCUCGAGGUUCCUGAACGCAGACUGCGCCACAACGCCACUUCCAGAUUUCCCACAUUUACGCUUCACGGACUCGAGCCCGGACUGAACUUCAUGCUGCAACUUUACGCGGCCAACGCCAAGGGCAGGUCCGAGGCGACGCUCAUCGAAGGGCUCUCUGUCAAAGGAGUGGCAAAGUUCACAGGGCCGACCGCAGCGUGGCCAGUGAACCCGGUUUUGGGCGCGUUGGUGGUCACCGCCAUCCUGCUGUUGCUGAUCGUGUUUGCCGUGCUAGUCGCCCUUUACAAACGCCACCAGAAGCCGUCGAGGAACGGGUCUGCGGUGGUGUGCAAGGCGCCUCCACCCUGCAACAACGGCGGCGGCAUCGUCAUGGAGGCGCGCAGGGUGGAAAACGACGAAAGCGCCGGACAGUUGCUGCCCACGGGGACGCCGGUCGGCGGUGGGGACACCGACACCGACCCCGAUGUCAUUCCCAGCAAACACGAACGUCGUCCUUUGAAGGGCUUCAUGAAAAUGUACAAAACGCCUCCGCAGCGGCGGCGAAAAAAGACAGACAGUCCUCAGGAAAUGGUGGCGGCCGAACUGGAGGCGGCCGCGGAGGUGGACGCCGAGUUGAGCAUGGCGGCGGCCCACGAGCAGCGGAUGCUCGGCGUGGCCUGCAGUGGCACCUCUAUUAAUCAUCUAGCUAAUAACAUUUCAUCCACGGGGACGCUGAGCCGAGUGCACAAAGGCGUGAGCGCCAGUCCAACCAGCAGUAACGACGACAGAUUGCUCAUAGACUCGCUGCACGCGCUAGAAUUAGUCGCUUCCUCCCGCAUGCAAGAGUCGUGCAUUUAAAAUAAAAAAUAGUAAAAAAAGUAAGUUCGGACGGACAAUUGUGUCACGUGUGUGGGUGCACCAAUAAGGAAGCCAAAGAAUGAAAAAAACUGUUUUACGAGACUGCGUCUGAUUCUCGAGCUGUGCGACUAAAGAAGGAAGAAAGGAAAACUAAACAAACUGUUAUGUCAAGAGGAAUUUCUUCGUAUGAAAAUUUACCUCCGGUUUAUUUUGAGGGCGUGAGAAUUUUUUAAUCGAGGCCUAAACGCCAACACGUUGUAUUUGUGUUCAAACAGAAGUACGAAAACAAGUCCAUUUUCUCUUGCCGGGAUAAACAAAAUAAUACAAAAAAAAAUGGCGUAAAGUUCAUGCCAAUGCAUCAGUUUGUAAACUUUAAAUUAAUCAGAUGGAAAGUUCAAAUGAUUCAAUUGGUUUUUGGCGGGAAAACUUAUAAAAAAUCAAGUAUUUUUCUCAGAUCAAAACAAUAUUGAGGUUUUUAUUUAAAAAAUUAUUGUAAUUCUGGUUAAUUCUAUUUUGGAUACAGAAAUGCAGGGUUUGGGCUCUAAUAAAAUAGUAGCAAAAAUUACACAUCUUUGAUUGUUCUUACAAUUAAAAUUGUUUCUUCAAUAGCUAUUUUGUUAUAAAAAUUUUUAGAAAUGCUAAACAUUUUUUUCAAGUUUUUUUUUUAUAUAAAAUAUCAAAUAUCUAAGUAACAAAAUUACAGGAAAUUUUUUUUAUUUAAUUAUUGAUUAUUGACUUUAUUUUUAGGUUCCAAAAUAUCAGAUUAUUGUAGAUGCCUUCAUUUUAAAACUGAAUGAAAACCACCCACGAACAGAGUGAAUUAAUUCCACUUAAAUGUGAAAAAGAUGGCGACCAGAGUGUUUAAUUAUUUUACUGUUCUUAUAUGCAUUGAAUGUUUUAGAACAAAUUAUCAAAUUAACAAUAUGGUUAAUUGAAAAUUUUGGCUCUAGCCACAGGUCUGUAUCUCAAAUUUAUUCAAAGAUAUAUAAUUUUAAUCUUCAAUUGCAUUUUGCCAGAAAAUCGCUCUCUGUAUUCUCAAGUUUUUCCUCCGCCAAAAUCAAUAAAAUUAACUUUCUUUUUUCCACCUGAAUUUUUUAAAGUAAUCAAACUGAUUUUUGACUUGAAUUAACGCCGCUGCGUCAAAAUUGCAUGAUGACUGUAGGCAUUUUUGUGCAGAGCAGAGAUAUAUUUGUCUCGAGUAGCACAACUUUACUGUUAAAAAUUAAUUUAAUGAAUGGAGACGUACUGUACACACUCGCGACUAACAAACCCCCAGACUCUUCUCGUCGGAUAAGCCGCUCCUGCUCUUGAUGGAGUUUGUUAUAAUUGUAAUGUGCGUUUUGCGGUUCGAAUUCGCAAGCGGAAACUCAAACGCAAACUCUCUCUCUCUGUUGGUUCUAAUCUAUAUUUAACAGUUAAAUACAACAAUACAAACGAGAGCCACGCCGCAAUUGUCGGAGGUGCGUAGUCGCGGUGACUACGCGCGGCUGAUCACGCGCCAAAGUGUAAAUGUGUGAUAAUUUAUUAAUAAUUAAUUAAUACAUGAAAACGAGACGAUAUAUUAAAAGCAUUAUUAACUGAUUGUAAAUUAAUGCAUGACCCAUUCGAGGCAGAAGCGCAGGAGAGGAUUCUUACAAUUGUACAUAACUACCGACGUUUAAAAAAAGAAAGGAAAACCCUCCUAUAUAUCUGUAAGUUAUUGAUAUG